AUGUCGAGUCUUUUUCGAGAGCUCACCGAAAGCGAAUCUCCUGACAGCUCUGAUAAUGGCAUGAGUAACUCUGAAGAAGACGGCUCUACAGACUCGUACAUCUGCGACGUUUGUUCUGGUUUUGGUGAGCGUGGCCAUUCGCGCGCCCUAUUCAACCUCAACAGUGAUGAUGUUCCCGACGAGAUGAGAUACACGUACUUCUAUUUUCACUACCCAAAUCCCGUCCUGCUGGCCGACUCGGCCAAGAAUGGCUGUCAGGUAUGUCAGCUCAUCAUGAGCGACAUUCGCGAUUUGUGGAAUAUCCAAUUGGAUCAUCUGUCGUGGGAGGAUGUCCAGGAAGAAGUCCAGGACUUGGAAAACAAGCGAUUGGCCACAUGGGCCGAGUUAAUGCAGGAUGACAUUUUCAACUUCGACCCUGACCAAGAUGCUGCUGGGCUAGCCAAACGCAUCGAGGCCGCCCGACUCGACGGCCAUAGUAUGCUGCCUAGCUCAGCUGUGCACGGCAAAGGCCGGAUUUGCCUCAUGGUCCUUUGUAAGAGCGACCAAAAGAGUCUCCGGGAUAUCUCUGGAGUGCAGACGGCCCAGAUAGAGAUAGUUGGUGACCCGCUCGGGAGUAGGUCCAAGUUCCAAGGAUUGGCUUUCUUAUCAAGUCCUCCCGAUCGUCUAGAUCCGGGCUUGCUUCACCGUCCAACCUCGGAUGUCUUCUCUCGCGAGCACCUCGAGCUCGUUGACCGGUGGAUAUAUGAAUGCUCUACAGAACAUGAAGCGUGCGGCAGAGUCGGCCCGCUGCAACAUUUGCCGACACGCGUGUUAAAGAUAAUUCCCUCGGAAACCGCAAGUGACGUCGAGAUAGUGAGGCUGGUCGAGACUGGAGGUGCUGUAGGGUGCUACGCUGCGCUUUCCUACUGCUGGGGCCUCACACCUCAAGUCGAGAAGACCACGACGAGCAACCUACACAGUCACUUGGACGGAAUUUCGCUGCAGAUCCUGCCAAAGACAAUUGCCGACGCUAUUCGCCUAUGCUGUAAGCUAGGCUUUGAUUAUGUUUGGGUGGAUGCCUUGUGCAUUAUUCAAGAUGAUUACGAGGACUGGACACGCGAGGCAGUUAAAAUGUCCGAAGUGUACGGUAACUCCGCGUUGACUAUAGUCCCUUCUAUGGUGCGCGACUCCUCUGAGAGCUUUGUGGAGGCGCGGAGAGCCGGAGGCUUCCCUAUCGAGAUUAUUACGGAGCUGCCGUACACAGACUCAGAGUCCGGCCUAGCAGGCAGCCUCUGGUUCGGUGACUAUCUGACCUGGGACAACUCCUGGGCCCUGGAGAGGGACUGGGAAUCAAUGUAUACGGAGAAGCGAGAGCCCUACGAGUGGCUCGGGCGCGCCUGGUGCUUCCAGGAGUGGAUUCUGUCGCCACGAAUCCUUCACAUCCACAACAUGAGCCUCUGGGACUGCUUUCAGGGGUAUGCAAACGAGGUGACUGCACGGCACGUGGGGCCGACAAUGCUGCGGAGAGAUCUCUUGGGUUCCGGUAGCAGUACCACGUGGAGCUCCAUCGUAGCGGAGUUCACGUCGCGGGCCAUCACCAAGGCGUCAGACCGUUUGCCAGCGCUGGCGGGGCUUGCGGCAAUGUACGCGCGCGCCACGGGCCGAAGCACGUAUCUAGCUGGGAUCUGGUUUGAGGACCUGCCCGCUGCGCUGUUGUGGUCUGGCUGGACCGAUGACUCGAGCGUGGGAAAGCUGGACUCCCCCUCUUUCACCUGGGUCUCCGCGGAUCGGGCAGUCAACUUCUACGGCCCAGAUGUCGUGUAUACACCCGGGGACUUCGAAAUCAAGACCAGAGCAGUAGCGUGGUCUUGUAGCGAACAUGGGCACCCUACCUAUACAUCGAGAGGCUUCACUGUCGAAUUCGAGGGCCCCUUGGGUCUCGUAAAUGGUUCGAUGCCGUCCUGGAGUUUGCGGCCGCUAUACAACCAAUGGACCUUGGUCCUUGACCGAAAAGGAACAUGUACGGAGGAGAAUAUUGCUGUGUCCAAGUUGUAUUUGAUGCUCAUCAUGGGCGGCCGGACUGAGUCCGGCCUGUACGAGUAUCAGUCACUUGUGUUGAGAAAGUUUGAAGAAGAAAAUGACGUGAACUGUUUCCAAAGGCUAGGCCGCGCGUAUUUGAAACUUGAGGAAGGACAAGCGCCGCCAGACAUGCCUCCUGCUACGCCAGAGUGCGCGGUGUGGGAGCGGAGCAGAUUUCGUCUGAAGUGA
Molecule: messenger RNA, 2247 nt
Organism: Diaporthe amygdali
Lineage: Eukaryota; Fungi; Ascomycota; Sordariomycetes; Diaporthales; Diaporthaceae
Exons: 2
Coding region: 1-2247 (748 amino acids)
Source: RefSeq, a predicted model, not a curated record